Molecule: messenger RNA, 840 nt
Organism: Knipowitschia caucasica
Lineage: Eukaryota; Metazoa; Chordata; Actinopteri; Gobiiformes; Gobiidae
Source: the annotation of a GenBank genome assembly
AUGUCACAUCAAAAGUCAGGGCAUCAAAAACGGAAAGAAAAGAAGGAAAGAGAAGACAGAGAACGCCGAAGUCGACAGUAUGUCACACAGUUUUUCAAAAAGAAAGACACAGAUUCAGCGGCCGCUGCACACCCACGUCUUCCUUCCCCCGCGGCCCCCGUCCCCGUCUCAGCCAAACAAGAAACAAGAGAGAGACAGAGAGUUUUGCCAAGAAAGAGUGUGGAAGUUGAGGAAGCGGUGAGAAUAGUGGAAUAUGAGAGCACAGAGGGAGCCCUAAGUGUGAAGGAAGAUGAGAGAACAGAGGAAGCCAUGAGAGCAGACUCAGAGGAAGAUGAGAGAACAGAGGAAGCCAUGAGAGCAGACUCAGAGGAAGAUGAGAGAACAGAGGAAGCCAUGAGAGCAGACUCAGAGGAAGAUGAGAGAACAGAGGAAGCCAUGAGAGCAGACUCUGAGGAAGAUGAGAGAACAGAGGAAGCCAUGAGAGCAGACUCAGAGGAAGAUGAGAGAACAGAGGAAGCCACGAGAGCAGACUCAGAGGAAGAUGAGAGAACAGAGGAAGCCAUGAGAGCAGACUCAGAGGAAGAUGAGAGAACAGAGGAAGCCAUGAGAGCAGACUCAGAGGAAGAUGAGAGAACAGAGGAAGCCACGAGAGCAGACUCAGAGGAAGAUAAGAGAACAGAGGAAGCCAUGAGAGCAGACUCUGAGGAAGAUGAGAGAACAGAGGAAGCCAUGAGAGCAGACUCUGAGGAAGAUGAAGAAGAGACUGUUGUGUCAAAUGAUCCUGGUCAGGAUUCAGCCGCCAGAGGAAAAGAAAACGGUUUCACGAUGAGACAGAGGUAG